Messenger RNA from Branchiostoma belcheri (Belcher's lancelet), 6251 nucleotides. RefSeq lists its product as uncharacterized. The transcript has 10 exons. The record is from RefSeq and is a predicted model, not a curated record. Gene Ontology annotation, molecular function: protein binding; endonuclease activity. Bases 174 to 6179 code for a protein of 2001 amino acids. NCBI's taxonomy places the organism in Eukaryota, Metazoa, Chordata, Leptocardii, Amphioxiformes, Branchiostomatidae.
AAUGGUAUAGACCAUAUUUCCGCGGCAAAACUGAAGCUAACAUCAUGGCGGCUUGAAGUUCGAACCAAACUUGACGCUCGCUGUAGCAGCCGUGAGUCCUAACUCCGCUUUCCAGCCACGCCAGGCGAGGAUAACCUUUAGAUGAGUGUGGCGACUUACCAAGAGUCUCCAGGAUGUCUCUGAGGCGAUACCGCCGUGACCGUCUUGCCAUUAAACUUUUUGAAGCCAUCGAGCGGGACGAUAUCAGCCAAGCAGAGACAUUGCUGAAGAAAGGUGCAGACCCCAACCUGCUGUUACCCACACAGGGUGUCACCCCCUUUCACCUGGCAGUGGGUGUGGACCGGGCACUGGACUUUGUCAAACUCAUCCUCAGUUAUGGGGGAAACCCCAAUGUCAGGGAUGAGGAAGGAACCACACCAGUCCACGUGGCAGCGUCCUGGGGGAAACUGAAGUGUCUCCAACUGCUGAUAGUCAAUGGAGCAGACCCUCACACCAUCGACCAGGAGGGUCGGACAGCCCUUGACAUGGCUCUGGACUAUGGAGAGACGUUCUGUAUCCAGGCCCUGCAGGAGUACGAGCGGUCUGCCAUGGACAUGGGCAUGGAGGAUGUCAUCCCUCAGUACAACUACAACUUGCUGUGUGGUGAUGUGGUUGACUAUGUGGAGGAGAUGGCCUCCAACUCGGUGCCAAACUUCAGCUUCUCUCGUGACCUCAGCGCCAUCAGUUCCCGCCUGCCCAGCUUUGGCGAUGCCUUCUCCUCCAGCCGCAUCUCCAGCUUCGGGGCCGGCCUCAACGCCUCGGCUGUUUCCACGUUCAGCGUCCCGCCCAUGAGUUCCACUCGUAUCUCCAACUUUGGCCCACCCAUCAGCCCCUCAGAUCUAGAAUCAAGCCAUCUGACGUUCAAAGAGGGAACCACCAAACCGGUCAAACCAGAAGCCGCCCUUCCUAAAACCCCCAACAACACCCCCGAAAAAGCUGGGAAGAACAAACCUAGGUCUAGUAUAUUCGGUGGAUUCAGAUCUAGAGGCACCAAUAGAGUUUCUCCCACAAACAUGGAAACCGCUCAAACUGCCAAGUGCAAUGUGCAAGUCAUGGAACCGGAAAAGCCAUACGUGGAUGAGGUUGAUUCUUCCAGUGUCUUUCAGACUCAGAAUGUUCAACAGCCUCCUACCUACAAACAUCUCUUUCCCAAGGAUGGAGCUACAUCUGCCUAUCCAGUUGGCAGGCCGGAUCAGAAGACCACAGGCAGUGUGGUGUCCUCCCCAGACCCGGAUGUGACGUUCCCUAAGCUGCACGGCAGCACGGGCUUCCAAGUCAAGCCUGACGACAGGAGAAAAACUCAGGUCUACAAACGUCCUGGAACAGGAAACUCCACAUACGCCGUAGACUGUGGCACGCAAGUCACCCGACCCUCCAGGCUUCCUCUCGUGGAUUCCCCCAGCGAACCGCCGAGGAGAACCACUCGAUCGUGGAGCAAGAGAGACGCUAAGGUGGGACCCAUGGACGAAAUCCAAGAAGCGGCUGUACAGGUGGAGACCAAGGACGUUAGCACCGGAGUACAGGGUUACAGCUUGUUAGAGAGCUGUUUCCACAGAAGAGGUCUGUCGCACCUUGUAAACCAAACCCUCCACAGGAAGCAGAAAGACAAGAAAGAUGUGGAGAAGAAGGAUGUGGAGAAAAAAGAUGCAGGCACCUCCAUGCACGUGGACAGCCCAAACCGAGAUGCAGCAACAUCCAUGGCAGUGGACAGCCCAUGCAAGUCCCCAGACGUGUGCUCUCCAACUGUAACUCCAAAGAAGGAUGCGAGCACCUCGCCACUCAUACUUCAAGAAAGGAAGUUCAAGCCUGAUAAACAAGAAGAAAAACAGCAACAGAUGCAGCCUCAGGGGGUGCCAGAAAGUGAGUUCUUGGACUCAAGGAAAAUGAAGAGAUUCAACUCCAAGCAGGGUAUAGACUGCACCUCUCCUGACAAGUCUGUUGAGUUUGUGAAGUCCUCCAGCGAGUCGUGUGACUCGAGCAGUGUCCUCCUGGACAGGACGUCUGUGUGGGUCAGUGCCCUGGAUGACUCCCUAAACUGUGAAGAGGACUGGGAAGAAGACGGCAACAAGCCCUCCAGUCCUACACCUCAUGCAGACAAUCCUGAAGAAGUGAAGAAAGCAGCAGAUCAUAAGGAGAGCAGUAAACACAACGACGGCAGCCCUGUCUCUGACGACAAUCCUGAUGCUAGACAUACCUCCGGUGGUAGGGAUGAGGAGCAAGGUGACCAGAGUGAUGACAAAAGAAGUGAAGACAAAAAGGACAAAGAAACUGAAGCACAAUCAAUAUCAAAAGGUCUUGAGGACAGUACUGAAAGCACUACGCUAGACAAAGGCUUUGUAGAUGAAACUGAAGCAAAAACCGAUAGACUAGAAGAAACAGGGAAAGACAACAAGAGUGAUAUAGCAGCAAGUAAAGAAGAGACUAGCCAUGAAGAAAAGCUUUCAGAAGGGCAUAUUUCCACUGAUGAUGAUUCUUUAGAUAAAGCCGGAGAAGAAGAAAUGGCUGAGGAAGAUGAGGAGGAUAAAGGAGAUGAUGGUGAUGAUGAAGAUGAUGGUCAUGAGGAAGAUGGCUCUGGUAGCCAUGGUGAUGAAAUGGAAACACAGAUAGCUGUGCAGAUGGAGGGCACCUGUAUGACUGAGGAUCUGACAACAGUCACUGCCCUGGAGGAGGAGGAGGAGGAAGAAGUGAAGGAAUCAGGUGGAGAGGAGGACGGGUGGUCAGAAGAGGAGAACAGAGGGUCAGAGGACGAUACAGUGUCUGAUGACAAAGAAGAAGGCCAAUCUUCAGACAGUCCUGAGGAUGAGGACACUGAGAUUGAGUUCUCUACUCCAGGGGAUCUGGGCAUGAGACACCGGGAUGGUCAGUCUCCAGAGCUAAAGGAUGACAAAACUACAAAGCAAGACACAGAAAGUAUGAAGGGGAGUGAAGCAAAGGGAGACGCUUCAGGCGAAAAAGCACAGUCAACAGUUGAAGAACUUGUUGUUGAAGAAGCAGUUGCGAAUGACAGUGAAAAGCCUUCCGCUGCAGUUGAAACAUCUAAAAGUGAGCCCACAUCAGAAAUGACAAACUUGGUAAACGACUUGUCUAGGAAGCUCAGUCUAGGGUCUGGUUCCAGUACAAAGGAGCUCGAACCAUCCAAGGUUGUGCAGACAAAAGGGGAGCAGAAACAGCAGGAGAAGAGUUUCCUGGACUAUUCCUUCUCAGAUACAUUCAAGAGAAGGCUCAGCGACACACUUGUGUGGAGAAGAGGGCAGCUUGUCAGUGAAAUGUCUGUUAGUGAGAGUCAGAUAGGCGCUGCACACCAGCCCAGCUUCCCUGCAAAGCACAGAUUUUCAGAUGUGCAGAGGAAGAGCAGCGUGAAGUUUGACAGUUCAGUAACAAAGUUACCCUUGGCAGAUGCAGCCGCAGGAGAAAUCUCUGGAAUGCCAUCGAAGUGGGUACCUGGGAUGCAGAGGCCAGGCUGCCUGAAAACAACCUCCAGCGUCACUCAACCAAGCAAAGCUGCUCUGCCUGCAGAUAUCAGACAAUCCAAGAGUGAGGGUAGUGAAAAAGAGCCAAGAGUUCAUUUUAUGAUUUCUUCUCAUCCAAGAAACCUUAGAGGUUUCGAUAAAGAGUAUGAAAGUCCCGGGAUGUCGGACCAUUUCAGGGAGAGACUCGGCCACAGGUUUGCACGUGUUCUUCAAGCCGAGAAUGGGGCUGAAGACAGCCCAGACAAGAGCGAGUACUGCACCCCGGUCUCGGACCCAAGACUUCUGAAAGACCCGCUCAUGAAAACAGGGACCGAUUCAAGGAGAAUCGACGGCAGUGCACUGGGCAGCUCUUUCGGGAGCUGUAGAAAAAAGCUCCUCGGAUCAUUUGCAGAGGUAAGCAGUGUGACCAAAGAAGAAGCAACCCUGGCGACCGCCUCUCAAACUGCGACCAUGUCCGUCCCCUCAGACACACAACUCAUUCCCGAAGAAGGUAUUACGACCACGAACAAUGUAGUUGCUGAUGAUGACUUCAAGACCAAAUACUUGAUUGACUACGCAGACAAGCUGAAGAAGAGUAUACUGCUGAACCCUCCCAGAUGGAAGCCGUAUGAGGGAAAAGACCCACUGACAGAGGAGGAAGAGACCCUGAAGGCCAGCGGCACCCUGUCUCCCGGCUCAGCCACCCUAGUGUACAACAGUGUGGACCCGAGUAGUGCUGAAGAGGCACUGCUCCUCGAGGGAGGGCUGGUAGAGAGAAGGAAGCAGCUGCUACAAGCGAAAGCAAGAUACAUGAGCGAAAUAAACAGUAGGAGUACAGAGGGGUCAGCCAGGUCUGGGAAGGAUGAUGCAGCGUCCUUGACUCAGGCCUAUGGCCCAGGCAGCAGUCAGUCCUCUGACCGUGGCAGCUCUCAGGACAUGGACACCCUCGAUGGGGACUUCAGAAGAAAGCUCAUGUUGAGGACCAAGUCGAGUGUUACUGCAGCUAGUGCAGAGAGCGGUGUGCCUUCGUAUCUUGUUGAUCACGACCAGGAGACCAUUCCCUACGCGGUCUGGGUUCCCAAAGGCUACAAGGGAGCCCGGCCCUUUCACGGCCAGGGAGACGACUCCAAGGUGGCCUUCAGGAGAAGGCGGGCAGAAAAUGCCAGGAAGUUCACCUGCCUGAACAGGUCACGGCGGGACAGGUCAGACCUCAUGUCAGACAUGGAGUUUCUCACCUCAGACAACACCACGGACGAGAGUUUACAGUCCAUGCUGGGACUGGACAAGGAUCGCUAUGCACAGAUCUUCAGGAAGCCGGCCUAUCACUUUGAAAAGUCAGUCGUAACGACCGAUGACAGCUUGCAGUCAGUAGACAAGAGGCAGACAACUCAGCGUUUCAUCCACCCUACUCCAGGGCCGCAAUACGGACCGCCUGUUGGGGCUCCUGAUAGGUCGUUGAUGACAUCCGACGACAGUCUGCCAUUAGGUGACCACGAUCGGUACUCCCAGCGUUACCUGAAACCACCUCCUGCUCCUGUAGCCUCAAAGGAGGAUCCCAGUCCUCCAGAGAUGGGUUUUGCUCUCUACAGUCAGCCUUCUAGUGAAACCGAAAGCCUUUCCAGUCAGGAGCCGGAAUACUGCGUGGAAAAUGAGGUCAGCCCAUUCGCAAAGACGAGGCGCUCCUUUGAUCCCGACGCCACCGUGGAGUACUUGUACACCGACAACGGCGACGGCAUCGCGCUGAUCGAGCGCAGGUGUCCGUCGAUGUCGGGCUCCUCCCACUACAGCACGGCCCUGGAGGACCAGUCGACGGUGAGCUGCGAGGACACCAUCCUGUACGACUGGAAGGCGUACUUUGCGGCGGAGAGUGAGGCCGAGUCAGAAGCGGAGGUGGUCCAUGUUCCGCCGGAGCUGCAGCAGCUGAGCGACCAGCAGCUGCGGGAGAGGCUGGAGGCGCUCGGCGAGCUGCCCGGACCCGUCACUGCAUCCACGCGGCGCCUGUACCUGCUGCACCUGGUCAAACUGCUGAAGGACCCGGCCAUGGUCCGCUUCACCGGCCAGCAACACUCAGGAUACCUCCCGGAGCUGGCAGCCUGUCUCCAUGGUAACCCAGUGAAGGACAUGAUGGAGGAGGAGGAGGUUCUGUCCCGACAGUUUGAGGAUCCCCAGAGGAUGUGGAGGGAAGGUCGUCUCAAAUCCUCCUUCAACUACCUGCUGCUGGACCCCAGGGUUACCAAGAACCUCCCAGCUAGGGGUAGAUGUAUGACUGACACAGAGAUCUUCAAGGUUUUCAUCUCUGCCAUCUUCUACAUCGGCAAGGGGAAAAGGGCACGGCCAUAUGCACACUUCGGGGAGGCCAUACAGCAGAUGGAGAAGCCAAAACACAACCCGAGUGACAAGGUGAAGCACAUUCUGGACAUCUGGGCCAGUGGCCUGGGUGUGGUGUCCCUGCACUGUUACCAGAGUGUCAUUCCUGUGGAGGCUUACACCCGGGAGGCUUGUAUGGUGGAGGCCUUUGGUCUGAGCAGGCUGACCAAUAAGAAGAAGGGUGACUACUACGGUGUGGCGGCCACGUGGCGGGCGAGGAAGAAGAGGCUGAUGGGAGUUUACCUGCUGAAGAAGGCGAUGCAGAUCUUUCUCAGCGAGGGCGAGCGGCAGAUCAGGCCAGCUGAUGUCAAAAUCGGGCAGUGAUGGCUUUUCAACUGACACAAAAUAUCCAAACUACAGCUCUGAAUGAGUAUGGACAACUACAGUAAUUAUAUG